GCCAGCCCCGCCUUCUCUCCCAGAGUCUGUUCCGCUGUAGAGGUGACCUGACUGCUGGAGACUGCCUUUGCUGGUGCAGAGAUCGGCCUUGCAGUUUGCAACAAUGUCUGAACCAAUCAGAGUCCUUGUGACUGGAGCAGCUGGUCAAAUUGCAUAUUCACUGUUGUACAGUAUUGGAAAUGGAUCUGUCUUUGGAAAAGACCAGCCCAUCAUUCUUGUACUGUUGGACAUCACCCCCAUGAUGGGUGUCCUGGACGGUGUCCUGAUGGAACUGCAAGACUGUGCCCUUCCCCUUCUGCACGAUGUCAUUGCAACAGACAAAGAAGAGAUUGCCUUCAAAGACCUGGAUGUGGCUGUCCUAGUGGGCUCCAUGCCACGAAGGGAAGGCAUGGAGAGGAAGGACCUACUGAAAGCCAAUGUGAAAAUCUUCAAGUCCCAGGGCACAGCCUUGGAGAAAUACGCCAAGAAAUCAGUUAAGGUCAUUGUUGUGGGAAACCCAGCCAAUACGAACUGCCUGACAGCCUCCAAGUCAGCGCCAUCGAUCCCCAAGGAGAACUUCAGUUGCCUGACUCGCUUGGACCACAACCGAGCGAAAUCUCAAAUUGCUCUUAAACUCGGUGUAACUGCUGAUGAUGUAAAGAAUGUCAUUAUCUGGGGAAAUCAUUCAUCAACCCAGUAUCCAGAUGUCAAUCAUGCCAAGGUGAAAUUGCAAGGAAAGGAAGUUGGUGUGUAUGAAGCCCUGAAAGACGACAGCUGGCUGAAGGGAGAGUUCAUCAUGACUGUGCAACAGCGUGGUGCUGCUGUCAUCAAGGCUCGGAAGCUGUCCAGUGCAAUGUCUGCUGCGAAAGCCAUCGCAGACCACAUCAGAGACAUCUGGUUUGGAACCCCAGAGGGAGAGUUCGUGUCGAUGGGUGUUAUCUCUGAUGGCAACUCCUAUGGUGUCCCUGAUGACCUGCUCUACUCAUUCCCUGUCGUGAUCAAGAAUAAGACCUGGAAGUUUGUUGAAGGCCUCCCCAUUAAUGACUUCUCCCGUGAAAAGAUGGACCUGACGGCAAAGGAGCUGACCGAGGAAAAGGAGACGGCUUUUGAGUUUCUCUCCUCUGCGUGACUAGAUAGUCAUGUUGACAUCAGCAGACAGCCAAAGGCUGAGGAAUCAAAAUGUCGUCUUUGAGCCUAGUACCAAACAGUAAUAAUGCUACAUUGAAAUUGUGAACAGCAAAAUAUUUUAAAUAGUGUGUGCUUUAUGAUUUGUGAAAGUCUAUCAUGUUGUUAGUACUGCGAUCUAAAUAAAAGUAUAUUCAAGUGAAAA
Molecule: messenger RNA, 1309 nt
Organism: Mus pahari (shrew mouse)
Lineage: Eukaryota; Metazoa; Chordata; Mammalia; Rodentia; Muridae
Gene: Mdh1
Product: malate dehydrogenase 1
Exons: 9
Coding region: 104-1108 (334 amino acids)
Biological process (GO): malate metabolic process; oxaloacetate metabolic process; tricarboxylic acid cycle
Cellular component (GO): mitochondrion; cytosol
Molecular function (GO): L-malate dehydrogenase (NAD+) activity
Source: RefSeq, a predicted model, not a curated record